Chenopodium quinoa (quinoa) is the source of this 906-nucleotide messenger RNA. Its product is annotated as oxysterol-binding protein-related protein 4B-like. The record is from RefSeq and is a predicted model, not a curated record. Bases 1 to 906 code for a protein of 301 amino acids. Lineage: Eukaryota; Viridiplantae; Streptophyta; Magnoliopsida; Caryophyllales; Amaranthaceae. Gene Ontology annotation, molecular function: sterol binding. The transcript has 6 exons. Gene Ontology annotation, cellular component: membrane; cytosol; intracellular membrane-bounded organelle.
AUGGAGUUAAAAAUUAUUGAUCAUGAUUUGCAGACUGAGAACAAUAAGGAUGUCAUAUUAACAUCUCCACUCUCUCUAGAAGGGAUUUCAUUGGAUAUUGAUUACAAGGCUUCCAAUAUUCUUCAAUUGAUUUUCAGUCUCUUUAAGAAUAUUAGACCUGGAGCUGAUCUUACUCAUUUCAAUCUACCUCCCUUGUUUAAUUUUCCAAAAUCACAACUACAAUGCUAUGGAGAAUUAGUCUAUUGUGUAAACAUGGACAUGCUUAGAAAAUGUGCCACCGGAGAUAAUGCCGUCGACCGGAUGAUCUCGGUUGUUGCUUGGAACCUCUCCGCUCUUCGUAGGCCGGUGUUCGGGGUUGCCCCAUUCAACCCUAUUCUUGGUGAAACUCAUCAUGCAUCUAGAGGCACCCUCAACGUCCUAGUUGAACAAGUUUCUCAUCAUCCGCCAGUAACAGCGUUGCAUGGAACUGACGAGGCUAACAAUAUUGAACUCAUUUGGUGCCAACAUAAUGUUCCUAAGUUCUAUGGAACUGUCAUAGAUGUAGUGACCCAAGGAAAGAGGAGGCUAAAUCUAUUAGAUAAGGGAGAGAGUUAUGUGAUGAAUUCUCCAACUCUACAAUUUAGAUUGUUACCAAAACCAGGUGCUUCUUGGGGGGUGUGGCAAAGUGAAUCGACAACAGUAUGGGCAGAAGUGAGCAAAGCUAUUCUAAGCAAAGAGUGGGAUAAAGCAAGAGAGGCAAAGAGAACAGUUGAAGAGAAGGAAAGAGAACUCAUGAAGCAAAGAAAAUCAAGGGGAGAAGAUUGGAUUCCUAAACACUUUGAUUUGUCUUACACCCCUGAUUUUGGUUGGGAUUGCUCGCCUAAACAAAAGAUUGUGUCACCGGCUCCGAUCAUCUUCCCUAUUUAA